Molecule: messenger RNA, 1397 nt
Organism: Lotus japonicus
Lineage: Eukaryota; Viridiplantae; Streptophyta; Magnoliopsida; Fabales; Fabaceae
Product: mannan endo-1,4-beta-mannosidase 4-like
Exons: 5
Coding region: 1-1236 (411 amino acids)
Molecular function (GO): hydrolase activity, hydrolyzing O-glycosyl compounds
Source: RefSeq, a predicted model, not a curated record
AUGGGGUUCCAAAACUUGGUUUUAACAUUUUUUAUGGUAGCAUUAGUUGUUGGCCAAUAUGGAGAUUGUAGAGGCAUUAGCAAUCACUCACCCAAUAAAAAACUUCAUGGUGGUUUCGUUCAAAGAAGUGGCACUCAUUUUCUCUUGAAUGGGAGGCCACACUACAUAAACGGCUUCAAUUCCUAUUGGUUAAUGUAUGUAGCAUCUGAACCUUCUACAAUGUCCAAAGUCACCACAACUUUUCAAGAUGCUUCCCAGCAUGGUUUGAAUGUAGCAAGAACAUGGGCCUUCAAUGAUGGAGCUGGUUAUAAAGCCCUCCAAACUUCCCCUGGUUCUUAUGAUGAGAGUGUCUUCAAGGCAUUGGAUUUUGUGGUAUCAGAAGCAGGGAAAUAUGGAGUGAAACUGAUACUGAGCUUAGUGAAUAAUUGGAAGGAUUAUGGUGGAAAAUAUCAAUAUUUGCAAUGGGCAAGAGAACGAGGCCAAUCAGUGAACAGUGAUGAUGAUUUCUUCACAAACCCCGUUAUUAAACAAUAUUACAAAAACCAUGUCAAGGCUGUGCUAACGAGAAAGAAUACUAUAACUGGAUUGACGUAUAAGGACGACCCAACCAUUUUCGCAUGGGAGCUUAUUAAUGAACCUCGCUCCGUAUCAGACAAUUCUGGAAAAACACUUCAGGAUUGGGUGAGUGAGAUGGCUGUGUAUGUGAAAUCCAUUGACCCAAACCAUUUACUAGAGGUUGGGCUUGAAGGAUUCUAUGGUGAAUCAAUGCCAGAAAAGAAGCAGUUCAACCCUGGAUACCAAGUUGGAACUGAUUUCAUUACCAACAACCAAGUUCCCCAAAUCGAUUUUGCCACCAUCCAUCUCUACCCUGAAACAUGGGAAGAGAAGUCAGAUGAAGCCGGCCGAAAUGCGUUUGUUGAAGAAUGGGUCCAGGCCCAUAUUCAAGACUCAAAUGAUGUUCUUAAAAAGCCCAUUCUUAUUACCGAGUUUGGAAAGUCUUCAAAUACUCCAGGAUAUACAGCGGAUAUGAGAAACAAUUACUUUCAGAAAAUGUACAAUUUCAUAUACAAUAGUGCUAGCAAUGGAGGGGCAUGUGCUGGUGGGCUUUUUUGGCAGGUCAUGGGCCAAGGUGUCAGUGGGCUCGGUGAUGGGUAUGAAGUUAUUUUCGAGGAGGUUCCUCCUUCAACGGCUAGUGUCAUCACACAACAAUCUCAAAGGAUGGCAAAUAUUAAAUAGCAUAACAUAAUGUCCACACACAAAAGAAGAAAAUCUUCUCAUGUUCUUAAAUAAUUGUCAUUUUAGCCAUCACAAAUGGUGGCAUACAUAAUACUACGCAAUGUAAUGAAUCAAAAUAAAGGAUAAGGAAUAAUAUUCAAAAUAUUUUUUUAAUCAAUAAA